CAGCCCCCUCCAAACCAACCCGGGUAAACAGACGCCCUGCCAGGCCAGCGCUGCUGCUGGACACAGCCCUCGGCGCCGCUCCAACCAGACCGCGACCGCUAAGCCCCUCCUUUCGAGAACUUCUGGGGCCGCCCCUGGAAGUGGCGGGGUGGAGGGGCUGGCGCAGCUACGCGCGGCAGCGAUGGAGCAAAGUCGCCCGGGCUCGGAGACCAGCAUGGAGGGAGCGGCGAGUGACCCGUACCGGCGACCCGCGCGGCGCACCCAGUGGCUGCUGAGCGCCCUGGCGCACCACUAUGGGCUGGACCGUGGCGUGGAGAACGAGAUCGUGGUGCUGGCCACGGGCCUGGACCAGUACCUGCAGGAGGUCUUCCACCACCUGGACUGCCGCGGCGCCGGCCGCCUGCCCCGCGCCGAUUUUCGCGCGCUUUGCGAGGUCCUGGGGCUGCGCGCCGAUGGGACAGACGCCGCCGGGGAUGAGGCCACCGGAGACGCGAACUCCGGGGAUGUGACAACCGGAGACGCGGCCGCUGGGGUGGCCACCGACCGGGACGCGGAUGCCGAGGAGGAGGCUCUCCUGGCGCUGCGUGCCGAGCCCCCCGAGCUCACCUUCCGCCAGUUUCACGCGCGCCUCUGCGGCUACUUCGGCACCCGCGCCGGGCCCCGGCUGCCCCGCGGCGCUCUCAGCGAGCACAUCGAGACGCAGAUCCGCCUGCGCCGCCCGCGCCGCCGCCGCCGCCCGCCACGCACGCCGGGCCCGGAAGGGGGCCCAGACGGCUGCCCGGACAGCGAGCGCACGGCGCGUUUGGCGGAGGAAAACAGCAGCCUGCGGGAGCUGGUGGAGGACCUGCGUGCCGCGCUGCAGAGCAGUGACGCGCGCUGUCUAGCGUUGCAGGUCGGCCUCUGGAAGAGCCAGGCGAGCGCGCGGGAGGCGGGCCGCAGCGGGCCUGAGGCGGCAGCGCGCGAACUGCGGCAGGCGCGGGGCGCGCUGGCGGCGGCCGAGGCCUGCGCGGGGCGGCUGCGCCAGGGCCAAGCCGCGGUGCGCCGACGGGCGGAGGAGGCCCGGCACGCGGUGCUGCGCAGCCUGCGUCGCGUGCGCGAGCUGGAGGCGCUGGCGCGCCAGGUGCCUGGCCUACAGCGCUGGGUGCGGCGGCUGGAGGACGAGCUGCAGCGCUGCAGGUCAGAGGGCAACCAGCUCCCAGCCUUACUACGAGCCAGCCCAGAGCCAGAUGCCAAGAGUAGUGAACCUGAGCACAGUGGGACCUGGGGCCCAGACCCCGCUUCAGAGGGCACCUGGCAGUCAGACAGCAGCUCCGGGAGCAGAACGCUGGACGAAGCAGAUGAGCAACUAUUCCGCUCAGUGGAGGGCCAGGCCGCCUCUGAUGAGGAGGAUGAUGAGAAGUGGCGGGAGGCACAGAGGCUACCAGCCGAGGUCAAGACCCUGCUGGCUUACCUCUCCAGCUGCGCAAGUGGGUGUGACAACCAGAUGACCAAGCAGCUCAAGACUUACGUCGGCAGCUUUGGCAGCGCUGACCACGCCCAUGCCCCGGGGGAGCUGGAGGCCUGGGUGGCCAUGCUGGUGGAGCAGCUGGGGACCCUGGGCUGCAGCAGGACAACCCCAGGGACACCUGAGGAGGAGGUGGAGCUGCAGCCGAAGGUGGAAGAGGAGCAGCUGAGGCUGGAGCUGCAGAUGGUGGAAACCGAGCGGGUGCGGCUGUCCCUGCUGGAGGAGAAGCUGGUGGACGUGCUGCAGCUCCUACAGAGGCUCCAGGACCUGAACAUAUCGAAAAGAGCCCUGGGGAAGAUUUUGCUGAGCACGCUGAACACUUGCAGGGACCCUGCACAUGAGGGGGGAUCUGGACCCGCAGCCACCCUGGAUGCCCUGCACCAAGCUUUGGCCAGCUGUGAGCUCUUGCGGAGAGAGCCUUCCACACCAGCAGGCCCAGCUCCAGGGCUCACCAACUCCCUCCUCACAUGCUGAGGUCGCUGGCCCAGCCUCUGGGCACCACCACACCAGCCUCCAGAUCGGCCUGGCCACUGUCGCAUCCUCGGAACCUGGAGGCCUGGGCUCCUUCUGACACUAGGCCCAACCCCAGAGCCUCCCAAUACAGAGCCUGGCAGCCAUCCCUUCCUUGGGUUCCUCCGAUUCUCCCACAGCCCCUGUAUCCUGCUACCAGAGACCACAUUCCAGCCCAGGGGUGCUGGAUCAGCCUGUACCUGCUGCAGCCUCCCCUGCCGUUGGAGCAGAGGUGCCCACUCUCCCACCCAACCCAGGACCCCUUCCCUGGGCUCCCAGGCUCUCCUCCCCCCCAAUACUGUACCCUUCCUCCCCCCAGCAUGCCUGCUGCAGGGACACUGGCCCGACCUCCAGGCCACAGCUGGUGUGGUGCAAAGACAGAGCAGGGCUGGGGGAACUUCACGGGGGGAGUGAGUGUCACUGCAGGCUUCCUGGUGGGGCCUGGCCUUGAACUAGCUCUAGAAGAGAGACAGGAUUUACAUCGGUAGAAAGAAGAGGGAAGGGCAUUCAGGUGAGGUAACGACGAGAGCUAAAGUGUGGUGGCAGCAAGGGCCCCCCUUUCAUACAUUACCUGGAUCCCCUCUUUCCUGAGCAUACAGUAGGUACGGGGGCUCAUGGGGGUCACAGGAAGGAGUAAGACAAGAGGCCUGGUCUCACCUACCAUAAGAUCUUGUUGAAAAGAAAGAUAUGUUGGCAAAAUACUUCAAUGUGAGUGAAAUCAGUGCUAAAUGGAGGUAAAAUAGUGUUAUGAGAGCCCAGUCACCACAGCGGGAACAGCAGGGGUGAGGGCAGGUGCCCGGAGGAAGCAAGGGCAGGUGGGGGGCUCCAGGGUGGACGAGGAUCCGGGAUGUGGUCCCACAGGCAGUGGGGGCCACUGGAGGACCCCAGGCAUCCCUCGUGGAG
This is a messenger RNA of Manis pentadactyla (Chinese pangolin), 2917 nucleotides long. RefSeq names its product EF-hand and coiled-coil domain containing 1 (gene EFCC1). The transcript is spliced from 8 exons. Bases 182 to 1978 code for a protein of 598 amino acids. Gene Ontology annotation, molecular function: calcium ion binding. The record is from RefSeq and is a predicted model, not a curated record. Lineage: Eukaryota; Metazoa; Chordata; Mammalia; Pholidota; Manidae.